Penaeus indicus is the source of this 1585-nucleotide messenger RNA. It is a transcript of the gene Rad1, whose product is annotated as cell cycle checkpoint protein RAD1-like. Lineage: Eukaryota; Metazoa; Arthropoda; Malacostraca; Decapoda; Penaeidae. Gene Ontology annotation, molecular function: 3'-5' exonuclease activity. The transcript has 7 exons. Gene Ontology annotation, cellular component: nucleus; checkpoint clamp complex. The coding region runs from base 469 to 1305 and encodes 278 amino acids. Gene Ontology annotation, biological process: DNA repair; DNA damage checkpoint signaling. The record is from RefSeq and is a predicted model, not a curated record.
GAUAAACGAACACCCAUGUUCGACGACAGUUAGUACUGAACUGCGGCACAAGUGCCACAUAAGCGCCUCGGCCUCUCCUGACCGUGCCGACCCAGCACAGAGCACAGUGGUGCCCUUGUUUACAAGGCCUAUAGAGGAUCACCCUUAUGUCCCCGAGACCAGGUGUCUAUAGUGCCAUGUAAAACCCUAAAGGCUUAUCCCUCCAUAGGAUAAACACCACACUCAGUAGCUUCAGUGGAAUGUGGAGUUCCCCUGAACUACCAUUCCAUCUACCAUACAACCAUUGGAAAACCCCAAAUUCAUGGUAUAUAAUGGUCUUACAGGUCAGAAAUGCCGAUAGAUUACCAUUCCAAUGCUACUUCAAUAAGUCUGGCCGUUGACAUUAGAAUACAAAGAGUUACAUGAACAUAAACAGUGUCGGAUGUGAAGUGUUUAUGCGGGCCAUUGGAACCCCAAACGCCAAGAAAAAUGUCAUUAUCAUCUCAGUUAGACGAUGAACAUAAUGACUACCAGCUAAUGACCAAAAUCGACAACGCCAAGAACGUGCUGCAUCUCUUGAAAGCUGUUAAUUUUCGUGAUACAGCCACAGUAUUUGCAAGCAGUAAUGGAUUGAAAGUCACAGUUGAGGAGGCAAAAUGUAUCCAAGCCAAUGCUUUUAUCCAGUCGGAUAUGUUCCAGGAGUAUAACAUUCAAGAGGAUGUUAUAACAUUCAAGGUGAACUUGAAUGUCUUUGUUGAGUGUCUUAAUAUCUUUGGUGGCAGCAGCACUCCUGGCAUCACACCAGCACUCAAGAUGUGCUACAAUGGCUAUGGCUCACCUCUUAUUCUGUUACUAGAAGAAGCUGGGGUGUUGACUGAUUGCAGCAUACGGACUCAAGAGGCAGAUGAUACUCUGGACUUCAAUUUCUGUAACACAGGAGUGAUAAAUAAAGUAAUAAUGAGAUCUGAGUGUCUAAAGGAGGUGUUUUCUGAGCUUGACAUGUCCAGUGAUGUCUUAGAAAUCAUGAUGUCUCCAGAUCCUCCAUAUUUCCGUCUCUCUACUUUUGGAAAUUAUGGAACUAAUCACACAGAUAUACCAAGAGACAGUGACAUGGUGGAGAACUUCUCAUGCACUCAAACUAUGAUCCAACGUUACAAGCUCUCCCUUCUGCGGCCUUCUAUUAAACCUCUAAGUGCUUCUCAGAAGGUGUCAGUUCGAACAGAUGAGCGAGGUUUCCUCUGUUUACAGUUUAUGAUAAAGACUGAAGAUAACCAUAUCUGUUUUGUUGAAUUCUUUUGCUGUCCCGAUGAAGAAGGAAGUGACUAAUUAACAUGAAUGAAUAUGUUGUAUCCACUAUAAUUUAGAAUAUUUAUUGGCAGCAUUGCAUAGUAGGGCCAUUUAUUUUUAUGCAACAAUGACUGUCAUAGCAUGGAUGAGGACAACUGUCAGAUGUCAAGUUUUGAUGACAAAGUUAAACCAAAGUUAUACUAUAUACUGAGUUUAAUAUUUAUUUGUUUGGGUGUUUUACCACUUAAAAUUCUAUGUAUUGUAUUUUGGAAGCAGGUUAUGUAUAAUGAUCUUACAAAUAAAACUUUUCUUAUUACAU